This is a messenger RNA of Cryptosporidium muris RN66, 1446 nucleotides long. Its product is annotated as thrombospondin type 1 domain-containing protein. The record is from RefSeq and is a predicted model, not a curated record. Bases 1 to 1446 code for a protein of 481 amino acids. NCBI's taxonomy places the organism in Eukaryota, Apicomplexa, Conoidasida, Eucoccidiorida, Cryptosporidiidae. The transcript has a single exon.
AUGAUCAGUAUAAUAUGUUAUUUGACAAUAUUAAUAAUAUUACAAACAUGUUAUUCACAAUAUAUCCAAUAUAAUCCUGAUCUAAUGCUUGGUAAUAACUCAUGUGGAACUAUAUUAGGAUUUAAAUAUUGUCAUAGCGAACGUCAUAUUCAUAUGAAUCCUAACUUAAUAACUCUUGCUGGCUCUUUUGAUGUAUGUAGGGAAAGUGGGGGUAGUGGUUUAUUAAUUACUUUUGAUGUAAAUAAUUCAGUAUAUUAUACUCAUUGUAGUGAAUGGGAUACAUCAUGUGUGGAAGAAAAUGUUUGGCCAGAUAUAUACUAUCCAUUAAAUGUACCACCAGCACAAGCUGAUUGUACUUUGUGUGAAAUGUCUAAUUGGUCUUCUUGGGAAACUUGUUUAAGUUGUAAUAAUAUGACUCAAAGAAGCAGAAAUAUAAUUACUCCACCUGCAGGAUUUAAUGAUCUCUGUCCUUCUAAUGUACAAUAUUUACCAUGUUUAUCUAAUGUAGUUUGUAACUCAUGUAUUUUGAGUCAUUGGAGUGAGUGGUCUAUAUGUCAUAAUUCUGAAAGUAGUAGUCAAAUAAGAACAAGGCAAAUAUUAAAUAGUAAUCCAUGUGAGAUAAAUUUAAGUAAAACACCACUUAAAGAUACAAAAUUCUGUAUUUAUAAUCCAAAGAAAUGUAAUGAAGAACUUGCUGGUACUAAUGGUCUAUUAUAUCGUGGUUGCCAAAAAUUUACUCGAUCUGGCCAAGAAUGUGUAAAUUGGUUAGAUAUAGAUUUUCCUGCAUUUAAUUAUUUGGCAUCUAUUGAAUAUUCUGGUAUUGGAAAUCAUAAUUAUUGUAGAAAUCCUAUUUCAAAUAGUUCAAAUGUACCUACUAUUUGGUGUUAUGUUAGUACUAAUCCAUUAAUACCGCAAUUAUGUGAUCCUAUUGCAACAGAUUGUGUUAUUUCUGAUUGGUCACAAUGGUCUUCUUGUUCAUCAACUUGUAAUCAGGGUCAAAUAACUCGUACUCGUAUUAUACAAAGUCCACCUUAUAAUGGAGGUAAACCUUGUCCUAGUGAACUUACACAGUCACAAGAUUGUUUUAAUAUUAUAUGUCCAAUAAAUUGUGAAGUUAGUUCUUGGUCAAAAUGGUCAGAGUGUAAUACUCAAUGUGGAGAUGGUAGUAUGGUCCGUUCAAGAAGUAUAAUAACACAACCUAGUGGACAUGGAAUAGUUUGUCCUGACUUACAACAACUUAAAGCAUGUAAAGGUACAGAAUGUGAAUCAUUUUGGGAAAAGAACAAGAUAUCUAUAGUUAUUUUCUCUUUAUUAUUAUUUCUACUUAUAGUUGCAAUAAUUUAUAUUAUUUAUCCAUCAACUGCGAAUUCAGCAGAUAUAUAUGGUGAUGAGUAUAAUCCAGUAUGGGAGAAUAUAUAUUGGACAAAUAGACCUACUGAUACCUAG